UCAUUACCUUCGGCAGAGUUUGAGAAAAGCAAAGCUAAAAAUCAAAUGGGUUGUAAAGUAAGCCCUUCAACCCCCCCAAUUCCCUGCAAAUUUCUUGAGAGGACACCAAAGCUUCGAACUAGAAUUGUUGCAUUCUUUUCCCCUUCUUCCAGCCAAAGCCAACAAGGGGAACCUGUUUCCACAGCAACACCCCGUAGUCCAAUCCAGCUGCAACCAAAAACUGAUGUCCACAGUAUAGUUAAAUUUCAGAGUCUGGGAGCUUGCAAGCUCGGCAUUUCCAUGUACCCAGAUUUUGAAUAUAAUGCAGAAGGUGGAACUGGAAUUGGGACUGCAACAGACGUAUCAACCGAUGAAAUUUCCGUAUGUUUUGACCUGAAAACACUGUAUAUUCCACCGCUGACGAGUGCGACAAGCAGGUUUCUGGGAGUGCCAUUGCCUCCAUUCCUGAGGGUUGAUAUAGUUCCAGAGCUCUUUCAAGGCAGCAUCCACCAAGCAUCUGGCAAGGUUGGUCUUGAAUUCAAGGCUAAGUUUUGUUUCUCCGUCGGGAGCAUUUACAGAGCCCCUCCCUUGCUAGUGGAGACUCUGUUGACAUCCGAGGAGUCAAAGGGAACAAUGAGAAGCGGAAGAGGCAAGAGGCUGGAUGAAGCAGGGAACUGCAGGCUAGUUGGGGUAGCCGCUGUUGCCCCCAUUGAUGAUUUAUUCAUGAACACCUUCCUUGGCCUUCCUACUGAGUGCCUCGCAAACCUGAAUGCUAUAAUCUCCAUUACUGAUUCCUCUUGAUACUACCUUAGGUGCUGUAAAAUUUAACUGCUGGUUAGAAAAUAGAUUUUAAAGAAACAAUUUAUAUUCAUCAAUAGAACCACAGCAGGUUCAUAAA
Messenger RNA from Malania oleifera, 877 nucleotides. RefSeq lists its product as uncharacterized. The transcript has 2 exons. Lineage: Eukaryota; Viridiplantae; Streptophyta; Magnoliopsida; Santalales; Ximeniaceae. The coding region runs from base 46 to 780 and encodes 244 amino acids. The record is from RefSeq and is a predicted model, not a curated record.